AUGACUAUCAAGUCCCCCAUUUUCCCUAUACCUAAACCUCAUCACUUUGGUGACUAUGGCUUUGAUCCUCAAAUCAUUUUCAGCAAUCCGCAAGAUAGUGACUUGUUUAAGAACAUUAAUCUUGAAAUAUCACUUCUCGUUCAAGCUUUUAUAAUUACAAUUACAAUAAGUAAUUCUAUAAUGACGUGUUCGCUUGUGUAUAUUUUUGAAACAAAUGUAUUGGAAGAAGGUAAAAAACAGAAGAGGGAGAACUCAAAGAUCAAGAAGAAGAUCAAACGGUGGUGGAAGAAUGCCUUGGUCAUUUUCGACUGGUUCCCACAAGACAACAAGUACAACUCGACCACCUCUGAGUAUAACAGUUGCAAUGAUUUUGAUUGGCAGGUCCAUCAUGUGCACCAUCGCACUGGAUCCGUUACACGUUAUCGAACCACCAGCCUGCCGUCAUUUGGACCACUUGCCGGAACUUCGACCAAGGAUGAGGUGGAGAUCCCAUACAUUAGCCUCAGGGAGCUUAACAUGGAUCAACAGAAGGAAGUCUCAACCACUGCCAUGCCCAUAUAUUUGGUAACCUAA
Messenger RNA from Olea europaea var. sylvestris, 573 nucleotides. RefSeq lists its product as uncharacterized. Lineage: Eukaryota; Viridiplantae; Streptophyta; Magnoliopsida; Lamiales; Oleaceae. The record is from RefSeq and is a predicted model, not a curated record. The transcript is spliced from 2 exons. The coding region runs from base 1 to 573 and encodes 190 amino acids.